CUGCCUUAGUGAAUUCAUUCCAGUGUGAACCAGUGGCCAGGGAGUCUUCCCUAAUGCUGAAGUGGGAAUGUCCUUCUGGUAACAAUUCUGGCUUCAAAAUUAAAAUCUUUAAUGAUACGUGGGAAAAAGAAGAACAGACUCUAUCCUGCAUCACAGAAGGCUCAGAGGAAACCUUCAGAAUAGCAUCUUUAGAUUAUUUCAGCACCUAUACUGUUACUAUUGCAACUCUUUCAAAUAGUUCUGAAAGCCCUUCAGUGCAGAAAAUGUGUAAUACGAGCAUUACUGACCCACCUGCUCCAAGCAAAGCUCCUUUAGUCAAGGCAGUCAGUCACAGCUCGUUGUCUGUUGAAUUCUCUGAUUUUGAGUCAGUGAAUGGACCAUUGAAAGCCUAUGCAGUAAUGAUCACAACAGAAGAACAAGGUUGUGGGUCUUUGAAGUCUAAAUUGAACAACACAUACAAAGAUUUCAAGAAGAUGACUGCAGUCGCCUAUGUAACAUAUGUCAUAGAUACAGAGCAGGCAAAAUCACCUUCUUUCCACUCUCAGAAUGGUACAAACAUUGUUAAUAUAGGCAAGGGAAACACAAUGUAUGGCUACGAAAAUGGACCAUUGAUUCCACUUCGUUCAUACAGGGCAAGUGUUGCAGGUUUCACUAACAUAACCUUUAGCAUGGUCAACAUCAUUGUUGCGGAAGAUAGUUAUGUAUCGUUUUCACCCUGUUCUGAGGCGGUUUUGCUACCGCAGGAUCCAGGUGUUAUUGCUGGAGCUGUUAUUGGAUGCCUUUUAGCUAUAUUGGCUGUAGUUGCUGUAGGGGGUUUCAUAUUCUGGAAAAGGAGAAGGAAAGAUAAAAGAAAUACUGAAGUGUCCUUUUCUCCAAUUAAAAUCAAGAAAUCAAAAAUGAUUAAAGUGGAGAACUUUGAGUCCUACUUUAAGAAGCAGCAAGCUGACUCCAACUGUGGCUUUGCUGAAGAGUAUGAGGAACUCAAGUCUGCUGGCGUUCAUCAGCCCAAAUUUGCUGCUGAACUGGCUGAGAACAGGGGAAAAAAUAGAUAUAACAACGUCUUACCUUAUGAUAUUUCUCGUGUUAAACUUUCAGAUCAAAGCUCUGCAGCUGAUGACUAUAUUAAUGCAAACUAUAUGCCUGGCUAUAACUCAAAAAAGGCAUUUAUUGCUGCACAGGGUCCUUUACCCAAUACCAUUGAAGACUUCUGGCGCAUGAUUUGGGAAAAGAACAUCUACUCUAUUGUUAUGUUGACAAAAUGUGUUGAACAAGCCCGGACAAAAUGUGAGCAGUACUGGCCAGACAAACAAUCCAAGAGCUACGGUGACGUUAUUGUGACAAUGGUCUCAGAGAUUGUCCUUCCAGAAUGGACAAUAAGGGACUUCACUGUAGAAAAGUCCAACACACCAGAGAGCCACACAGUGCGCCAGUUCCAUUUCACCUCCUGGCCAGAUCACGGAGUGCCAGAGACAACAGACCUUCUCAUCAACUUCAGGCACCUUGUUCAUGAAUAUAGCAGUCAAAAUCCAAUCGACUCUCCUACUCUGGUGCACUGCAGUGCUGGUGUCGGGAGGACAGGGACAUUCAUCGCCAUUGACCGCCUGAUUCAGCAGAUUGAAAUGGAGAAUACUGUGGAUGUGUAUGGAGUGGUGUAUGAUCUUCGCAUGCACCGACCAUUAAUGGUGCAAACUGAGGACCAGUACGUCUUCCUAAACCAGUGUGUUAUGGAUAUUAUUAGAUCCCAGAAAGAGAAGAAAACCGAUCUUAUUUACCAAAACACGACAGCAAUGGCAAUCUAUGAAAAUUUCACACCUGGGCCAGGCUUCGGGAAGGCCAAUGGCUACCACACAUAGCCUGGAAGGAACGCAGCGUCUCCAGGAGGUGUUGCCUGCGCAUAGGAAAGGGAGAUGUUUUACUCAUGUUUUCCGGGAUUGUGUGCAGUGUCUCAUGUCUGGCUGCUCCAGUUCUGUCCGCAUUCGAAGAUGUGACCUACAGGAGGGAAAACACAAUGCUGGCAGGAGCUGCAGAUUGAUAUUAAAAAAAAAAAACAAAACACCCAAGCAAAACUAUUUAAAGUUAACAGAGGAAUCCUGCUUUUUCUUGGGAAUUUAACAGUGCUGAUAGAUGAAAUAGCAUUUGCAGUAUGAAUGGUGAACUACAAUUUAAAUAUUAAAAUAAUAACACAAGCUUUUUAUUACAAUUUUAUAUUAUUUCAUUUACAGACACCAGACUUGUGGGCUGUUUUAAUAUAUUUAAUUAUAAG
Molecule: messenger RNA, 2263 nt
Organism: Phaethon lepturus (White-tailed tropicbird)
Lineage: Eukaryota; Metazoa; Chordata; Aves; Phaethontiformes; Phaethontidae
Product: receptor-type tyrosine-protein phosphatase eta-like
Exons: 15
Coding region: 54-1853 (599 amino acids)
Biological process (GO): angiogenesis; protein dephosphorylation
Molecular function (GO): protein tyrosine phosphatase activity; cadherin binding
Source: RefSeq, a predicted model, not a curated record